Molecule: messenger RNA, 1041 nt
Organism: Tuber aestivum (summer truffle)
Lineage: Eukaryota; Fungi; Ascomycota; Pezizomycetes; Pezizales; Tuberaceae
Source: the annotation of a GenBank genome assembly
ACAGUUUUGCAUUGGGCAGCCAAAGGUGGAAAUGUCGAGCUGGUGAAAUUCCUCUUGGAUAGGGGGGAGAAUAUCAACGCAGUUGAUAAUCGCAAUGCAACGCCAUUGCAUUGGGUUUGCAGCGAGGGUGGGACUGAGGUGGUCGAACUGUUGGUCUCGUGCGGGGCAGACCUGGAGAUAGAGGAUUGCGACGGGGAUACCGCUAUCAGAUGGGCGGCAGAAAGAAGCAACGCACCAGUUUUCAAGCUGCUGCUCGAUUCUGGGUGCAACAAAAAGCAACUAAACUUGAAAGACGAAACAGUCCUGCAUACUAUCUUUGUGCAUGGGGACGAUGACCUGGAAAAGCAUGCCUGCGUUGUCAAGAUCCUGUUGGAGCAUGGCUUCGAUCUGCUCAGCCAUAGAGAUCAGUAUGGUGAUACAGCCCUCCAUUUGGCGGCAAAAUUCGGGGACCUUGAGUCCAUGAAACUCAUGUUGGACCACGGCAUCCCAGUCGACUGGCAUGGCCCGCACAAUUCCCCCGCACUCAACCACGCAAUCGAAGCAGGCAAGCUGGAGGCAAUAGAAUUACUCCUCCAGAGCGGCGCAAAUCCUGAUAGCGCUCCAAUCAUUCCACUCGACCUGGCCGUCGAAUAUGGCCAAAUCCCUGUAAUCGAACUCCUCCUGAAAUAUGGGGCCAACGUGCAUUGUCGCAACAACCUCGGCGAUACCGUCCUCCAUUGGGCAGUGCAGAGCACCCAGCUUGGGGUUCUAGAUUACUUCCUUGGGAGGCCCGAGCUUGGACUCGACGUGAAUGUGCAAAACCGCCAUCUUAUCACACCACUGCACCGGGCUUGCUUCAUGGACCCGAUCCCGAAUUGGGAGAUCGUUGACCUCCUGUUGCGACAGAAAAACAUACAGGUCGAUCUGCAGGAUGACUACGGACGCACGGCAUUGAUCAAUGCUUCGGAAACGGGGGUCAUUCGAUUAAUCGAGUCCUUGAUUGGCAGAGGCGCGGAUGUGAAUAUCUGCGAUCAUCAGGGGAAUUCGGCUCUGCAAAAGGCC